CAUUCUUGGAUGUGAUAAGCAAUUGAUAUUCAGACAAAUUUGGUACUUCUGACCAUACUCUCGAAGGUAGAAGAAGGCUAAUGAGAGUUCUAGUGGAUAGCAACACUGACCGUGAUGGAAAAGUGACGGUAGGAGGAGGAUAGACUUGUUCAGCCGAUGGUGGUGGUUGCGGCGCCACUGUUAUACCUCUGAGAAAGGGUCAUAUACUUAGGUUCCUGUGUAUCAUUGGCCAAAGUGCCGGCAGUCGUCGUCCGACCUUCGUGCGUGUAAGAUUGUUUUACACUCGUUCGUUCAACGUUUCUCUGAUUUCAUUGACAAGCGUGUGAUAACUUGCGAUAUCAGUGAACAUACUAUCGUGGAAGAGGGAGAUCACCAAAAUCCGAGCCAGCACAAUCAAUCGUUAACUCCUAAACUUUUGACAAGCUUAAAUCGUUCACACAUUCAAGCUGUCUUUAGAUAAAAAUACUGUCAAAGACUGCUCUAUCAAUCAAGACUUCGACGAAAUUUUUGUUUUACUAAAAGAUGUCAUAGUUUACGCGCAAAUUUAAAAAAAAAAUAAUAACUUUGAUACCUAAAUUUAAGGAAUUUAAAAGUUUAAGUAAAAAAAAAAAAAAGGGAAAGAAAGGAUACUUUGACUUUCUAGAGAGAGAAUAGAACGAAAGAGUAGAAGAAGGAUUUUCAAAAUUAAAGUCUUGCGAAUUGUUGACUGAGUUCAUUGAGGUAGCGAUAGGUCUUUAGACCUCCUUGCAGCGAGAAGUCAUUAUUUCCGGCGAGACGGAUUCGACGACAGAAGGAAAUUACCUUAGGAGCGUAUCCCCGAGCAGAAGGACCACGGGGAUUCGAAGACGCAAACGAAGAAGAGUUAGAGGUACCAAGGAAAAAUGGCGUACGACGACGUUAUACUUCGGAUGGGGGAAUUUGGCCGAUAUCAGCGGAGAAUCUAUCUGCUGCUUUGCCUGCCGGCGAUAUCCUGUGCUUUCCACAAGAUUGCCGGUGUCUUUCUGAGCGCGAAAAUGAAUGCCAGGUGUCUGUUACCACAUGAAAAUCCGGAAAAUGCUACGUAUUUUUUACCGCCGCAUAUACUGAACGCCAGUUAUCUAGGAGACUCUAAGUAUCAAGAAUUGUUACAAUGUUACCAACUAGAUUUUCCUAAUGUCGUUAAUGAAACGAUCGGCAGGUACGUCGACACAUCGACAGGCCAAAAUACACACAGCCAAAAAUCAUUUAUUCCAAAUAGUUUCAACACUCAAGGAUACAAGCCAUGUGAGACGUUCGUCUACGAUAGGAGCAAAUACAAAAGUACCACUACCUCUGAGUGGGAUUUAGUUUGCGACAAGGCAUGGUUGAGAGCUACGGGGGAUUCGUUGUUCAUGGUAGGAGUCAUGCUUGGCUCAAUGAUUUUCGGUAGUUUGUCCGAUAGGUUUGGGCGUAGACAAAUUUUCUUCCUGUCUUUAGUCAUACAGUUGAGCGGCGGUAUACUAGUCGCAACUUCACCCAACUAUAUUUUCUACGUUACCUUCAGGUUAAUAGUCGGCUCCACUACUAGUGGAGUCUUCUUGGUCGCCUACGUGAUAGCCUUGGAAAUGGUAGGGCCAAAGAAGCGUUUGGUAGCUGGAGUCGGCUGCCAAUUGUUCUUCACAACCGGGUAUAUUCUAACUGCCGCUUUCGCGUAUUUUAUAACCGACUGGAGAAUGCUACAAAUCGCUAUCACUAUACCUAGCAUUGCGUUUCUUCUUUAUUGGUGGUUUAUUCCUGAAUCUGCGCGUUGGCUAUUAACAAAAGGACGUGUGCAAGAAGCGAAAGAUCUCCUUCAACAAGCCUCAUUGGAAAAUGGUGUAGAAAUACCAAGCGAAACUCUAGAUACGCUUCUUAACAACAACAGCGAAGACAGUAUGCCAGAUUAUAAGAAGCCAUCGUUAUUUGACCUCUUCCGGUAUCCAAACUUGAGACGGAAGAGUAUUCUACUAUUUUUCAAUUGGCUUGUAAAUAGCGGUACAUAUUACGGAUUGUCCUGGCACGUAUCCAACCUUGGUGGUAAUGAUUAUGUUAAUUUCGUCAUUUCCGGAUUUGUGGAAGUACCUGCAUACACAUUUUUAAUUUUCACGUUGAACCGUUGGGGAAGGAAAAUUAUCUUAUGCGGUUGUAUGUUAGUAGCAGGAUUUUCAUUGCUUGCUAUUUUGCUUGUACCCGCUGAUGCUCAGUGGCUCAUAAUAUGUUUAGCAAUGAUUGGUAAGCUCACAAUUACGUCAUCCUAUGGUGCUAUUUACGUUUUUACUGCCGAACAAUUUCCUACGGUUAUUCGAAACGUUGGCCUCGGAGCAAGUUCGACUUUCGCUCGUAUCGGUGGAGUGAUUGCUCCACACGUCAUUCACUUGUCUGAAAUCUGGAUGCCUUUGCCAUUCGUUAUUUUUGGAGCGUGCGUCCUUUUUGGAGGAGCUAUGUCCUUGCUUCUUCCAGAAACAUUAAACAAAAAACUUCCAGAAACCAUACAGGACGGCGAAUUAUUCGGAAAGUAUGAAGUCAAAGAAGAAGAAGACAAAGGAUAUAGAACAACUGAACGAAAUCGAUGUAAUAAAACCAUUGAAGCCGCAAGAAAACGGUGUUCACGAAAAACAGAAUGGAUGACGUUAAUUUAUAUGGCAAGAACAUCGGUUAUGCUCAAAGUAUCUACUUCAAUCCUUUCUGAUUGUAUUUUAGGCACACUUGUAUACGUAUCUUACGUAUACUAAUCCCAGCAUGCCUGUUCCAACAUUGCAGUACCGAAAACAGAAACAAAAA
Messenger RNA from Frieseomelitta varia, 2778 nucleotides. RefSeq names its product organic cation transporter protein-like (gene Orct). Bases 882 to 2729 code for a protein of 615 amino acids. The record is from RefSeq and is a predicted model, not a curated record. The transcript has 10 exons. Gene Ontology annotation, biological process: transmembrane transport. Lineage: Eukaryota; Metazoa; Arthropoda; Insecta; Hymenoptera; Apidae. Gene Ontology annotation, cellular component: membrane. Gene Ontology annotation, molecular function: transmembrane transporter activity.